GGAAAAACCGUCAAAACGUCAACUUAUGUGGGAGACCUGGUCCGAAACUCCGCCCAUUCUUUGUAAGGGUAAAGAUUUCGCUGCUAUUUUUAGCUGGUCGCGCGAUCACAGUGAAGAUCAGAUGUAGCCCAUGCCCCAAGUAAACAUUCGGUAGCUGUGAGGAUAGAAUGCUUUUAUCCUUUCCUUUCCGAGGAAUUGUGAAUGACACAUUUCCUCCAACGAAUGAUUCAGGUAUCAACAUUUCGCUUAUCACGAAGUCUUAUAAAACUGAAAACAUUUGAUCUGGAUCAGUUCAGGCGAACAGGCAGCAGCAGUGAGACACGAUUUUUAAGUUCAAUACGAACAGGCAGCAGCAGUGAGACACGAUUUUUAAGUUCAAUACGAACAGUUAUUGAACUUUGACUUUUCAUCUAUUUGUAAGCUACGGGAAAAAGUAACUUCCUUUUUUCUAAAUCAUUUAAGACACAUUUCGACACCAAAUCCAAUUAUAAACUGACUAUAGCUGGAAUCAAGAAUUCAAAAUGGAUACCAAAAUAGCACUGUUAGUUGACACAACAUCCAUCAUAAAAUAUUCCCUCCAAGCAGACCUCUAUAGCCUCUGUGAUAAUUUGUCAGCUGAGGGUUGUUCAUUGCAUAUUUAUCUUCUUGGACAAGACCCAAACAACAAAGACAUUACACAAAUAAAUGAAAAAUUAGAGAAAUAUUCAAACAAGAUGCAAACUUUCCAUUCGGAAAGUAAUCCUGAACUAAUAUUUCUUGCAAAGAGGCAUCUUGAUGAUAGAAACCUUGAAAGCAUCUUUAUAACAUCUAGUGAUGAUAAAAUUCACAUGUGGAAGGCUCUCACCAAUAUAUUAAUGACAGCACGCCAAUAUGAAUUUUCUUUUAAAACCCUAGGAGAAGCUUCUGAAAUAGAGCCAGAAAUUGAUUUAAAGCAUUUACAAGAAGAAUGCCGUGAAAUGCUAAAAACCAUAAAUACUAAUGAACCAAUUCGAAUUAUAAAAUCUCCCCUGAUUCCAAAAGACAUAUUUUACCAUGGUUACACAACUCGUAUUGGUGGGGUAUCUAGCAUAGCAGGAUUGAAGUCCCUUAACCUUCUAUAUAUUACAAAGAAAAAAGAUCCUAAAAUUGUAAUAGAAGAAAAUGUCCGCAGAGUAGCAGAAGCAGGAAAUUUCAAACCUGAAAGUUUUACAACGCCUUUAGUUGAUCAUGGAAAUAUUGUAUGGCAAACUGGAACACCAAAGCCUGAAGUCUAUGAUGGUAUGGUAACUGUAGAGCAAGGAAUUACUUUAGCUGCACCUGGAGCCGACUGUUUAGACCUAAUUUUUGCAGAUCCUAUCAAGAAAUGUUGUGGUGUAGCCCACAGUGGCUGGAAGGGAACUGUCUCAGAGAUAGCAAAAGAAGUCAUUAAGAAAAUGACUGAACUUGGUUCAAAUACUCAAGAUAUUUUGGUUACACUUGGUCCUGGAGUGGAAGGAUCCUGCUUUGUACUUGGUACUAAAGAUGCUCAGAAAUUUAAAGAUAUAUCAUUAUCAGAAUGCCUGAAAUAUAAUGAAAAAGAUGAUAAUUACCACGUAGACUUGUUCAAAGCCAAUCUUAAAAUCCUUGAAAGAAACGGCAUAUUACCUGAAAAUAUUGAUUCAACAACUGCAACAUAUUGCACUGUGUGCAACCCAGAUUUAUUUUUUUCUUGCGUAAGAGAUAAAACACCGUUUGGUAAUCAGUUUGGAUACAUUGGUUUACAUGCUUGAAUUAAAUAGUCAUAUAGGAUCAAUUCCAAUUUUAUUAUCAAAUCCAUCCUCAUUUUAUCCAUAAUUAACUUAAUUAACUUCAUCUUAUCUGCUCUUAAGGCUGUGGUAUUGGUUAGUUUUUCUUAAAGUGGAUUCUGUGAAAAAGUUGUGGAGUUUUGCCGGAUAACAUGUCUUUUAAUAAAAUUUAAUAAAAAUCUGUUUUGCAAAAAAA
Molecule: messenger RNA, 1959 nt
Organism: Octopus sinensis (East Asian common octopus)
Lineage: Eukaryota; Metazoa; Mollusca; Cephalopoda; Octopoda; Octopodidae
Product: purine nucleoside phosphorylase LACC1
Exons: 3
Coding region: 522-1748 (408 amino acids)
Molecular function (GO): copper ion binding
Source: RefSeq, a predicted model, not a curated record